Messenger RNA from Scomber japonicus (chub mackerel), 1701 nucleotides. RefSeq names its product TNF receptor-associated factor 2-like. The coding region runs from base 1 to 1701 and encodes 566 amino acids. Gene Ontology annotation, molecular function: ubiquitin-protein transferase activity; ubiquitin protein ligase binding; zinc ion binding. Gene Ontology annotation, biological process: regulation of apoptotic process; positive regulation of canonical NF-kappaB signal transduction; tumor necrosis factor-mediated signaling pathway. Gene Ontology annotation, cellular component: cytoplasmic side of plasma membrane; cytosol; plasma membrane signaling receptor complex. Lineage: Eukaryota; Metazoa; Chordata; Actinopteri; Scombriformes; Scombridae. The record is from RefSeq and is a predicted model, not a curated record. The transcript has 10 exons.
AUGGCUGCACAGGAGCCGUCUCCACCAUCUUCCCUGGAAGGCAACAAACCUGGCUUUCCUAAGAAAAUUCUGGCCAACAACCUCGAAGACAAGCACUUGUGCAAUUCGUGCCAGAAAGUCCUGAGAAGGCCCUUGCAAGCCCAAUGCGGUCACCGCUUUUGUUCGUUCUGUUUCAACAAAAUAGUGAGUUCCGGGCCACAGAAAUGCAGUGCGUGCAUCAGGGAGGACUUGUUUGAAGAACCCACCUCCAUUCUCAAGCAAGGUGGUGCGUUUCCAGACAAUGCGGCUCGGAGAGAAGUGGAGGCUUUGGCGGCCGUGUGUCCCAACGAAGGCUGCACGUGGACGGGGACUAUCAAAGAAUUUGAGGCCAGCCACGAGGGUCACUGUGACUUCAUGAUCAUCCUGUGUCCUUCCUGUAAAGAGCUGAUGAGAGCUAAUGAACAGGAACGACACAAUGAGCGAGAAUGUCCAGAGAGGACGCUUAACUGCAAAUACUGCAAAGAACCCUUCCUUCUAAAGAACAUCAAGGCUCAUGAUGAAAUCUGUCCAAAGUACCCGAUGAUUUGUGAAGGCUGCGCAAAGAAAAAAAUCCCCAGAGAAAAAUAUGUGGACCAUAUUAAGUUCUGCAGUAAAUUUAAAGCACCAUGCAGAUUUCAUGUUGUUGGCUGCGAUACGUCUGUGGAGAAAGAGAAGAUCCAUGACCAUGAGCGGCAGUGUUCGUAUGAACACCUCAACCUGCUCCUGCAUUUCAUCAUGGGCAUCAAAGUGAGCCUUGAGAGCCUGCAGCCCCAGAGCCUAGAGGUGGCCAGCCAUAAGCUGCAGGAGCUUCACCAGUCCCUCAGGGACCUCGAGAUGAAGAUGAGCCAGCUGGGUGGGUGUGCUCCCGUGCAGGGUGCAUGCGCCCCCACCCUGACCACCUCCUUCACACCACUGCCCAGCGCCAUGGGCGCCGCCCUAGAACUGCAGCUCCAGAGCGAAAAGACCAAGGUGGCUGAGCUGAGCCGGCGCUGCCAGGACCUGGAGCUCAAAGUGAGCACAUUCGAGAACAUCGUCUGUGUCCUCAACCGAGAGAUGGAGCGCUCCUGCACCACCAUGGAGGCCUACAACCGCCAACACAGACUGGACCAGGACAAGAUCGAGAUCCUCAACAACAAGGUUCGUCAGCUGGAGAGGACAGUGAGUCUGAGGGACCUGUCCAUCGUGGAGAUGGAAGGGAAAAUGAGAGAGAUGUCUGCAGCCACAUACGAUGGCAUCUUUGUCUGGAAGAUCUCUGAUUUCACCAAGAAGAGGCAGGACGCCGUGGCUGGCCGCGCCCCUGCUAUGUUCUCUCCCGCCUUUUAUACCAGUAAAUACGGCUACAAGAUGUGCUUGCGGAUCUACCUGAAUGGAGACGGAACGGGCCGAGGCACCCACUUAUCUCUGUUCUUUGUGGUGAUGAGAGGGCACAGCGACGCACUCCUCAAGUGGCCUUUUAACCAGAAGGUCACCCUAAUGCUGCUCGACCAGAACAACAGGGAGCACAUAAUCGAUGCCUUCCGGCCCGACAUCUCCUCCUCAUCCUUCCAGAGGCCUGUCAGCGAUAUGAACAUCGCCAGCGGCUGCCCACUCUUCUGUCCGCUCUCCAAGCUGGACUCUAAAAACUCCUACAUUCGCGACGACACCAUCUUCAUCAAGGCCAUUGUAGACCUCACCGGGCUCUAG